This is a messenger RNA of Electrophorus electricus (electric eel), 2531 nucleotides long. RefSeq names its product lin-9 DREAM MuvB core complex component (gene lin9). NCBI's taxonomy places the organism in Eukaryota, Metazoa, Chordata, Actinopteri, Gymnotiformes, Gymnotidae. Gene Ontology annotation, biological process: reproductive process; regulation of cell cycle; DNA-templated transcription. Gene Ontology annotation, cellular component: transcription repressor complex; nucleoplasm. The record is from RefSeq and is a predicted model, not a curated record. Gene Ontology annotation, molecular function: DNA binding.
CUUUGAAAAACCGGCGCGGCUAAUUCAAGAUGGCGGAGCUUGAGCAGCUGUUAGAUGAGAGCUCUUCAGCUAAAGCUCUGGUCAGUCUGAGAGAAGGAAGUUUGUCGAACACUUUAAAUGAGAAAAACAACCUAUCGAAAUCUCAGAACACCAGAGGAAGGAGCAGCUAUACAUCUAUGGAAACGCCCACAAGAAGCUCAAAGAGAAGUCGUUUUUCCUCUGAGGAGGAAGAGCGGUCACUCUCCUCCAGAUCCCCAAGGAGAAGUCAGAGAGUCACCACCAUGCCUCAGAAACUUGCAAACGUCACAACACCAGAUAAAAGAGCCUCACAGAAGAUUGGACUAAGAUUACGAAACCUGCUCAAAUUACCUAAAGCUCACAAGUGGUGCAUUUAUGAGUGGUUCUAUUCUAAUAUUGACAGGCCCUUAUUUGAAGGAGACAAUGACUUCUGUUUAUGCCUGAAGGAAUCUUUUCCUAACCUAAAAACGAGAAAGCUAACCAGAGUGGAAUGGGGGACUAUCCGACGUCUAAUGGGCAAACCCAGGAGGUGUUCCUCCGCAUUCUUUGCCGAGGAACGAACAGCACUUAAGCAGAAGAGGCAGAAGAUGCGUCUGCUCCAGCAAAGGAAGAUCACAGACGUGUCACUUUGCAAAGACCUUCCAGAUGAGAUUCCUUUGCCACUUGUUAUUGGCACCAAAGUCACUGCUCGUCUGAGGGGACUCCAUGAUGGCCUGUUUACUGGACAGAUUGAUGCAGUAGAUACAAGUGCAGCAACAUAUCGUGUGACCUUUGACAGAAAUGGACUUGGCACACAUACAGUGCCAGACUAUGAAGUGCUUAGUAAUGAGCCUCCUGAGACAAUGCCAAUAUCUGCUUUUGCUCAGAAACAGCGCCCAUCUCGCUUCCAGAACUUUCUGACACCUCCACGUGGGUCAUAUCCAGGUUCAGGCCAGCCCAUCUUAAUGGACAGCGAUCCCCUGUUCAGUCAGUCACCCUGGAGGAGUAAACUAACUGGAAGUGAGGGGGAGACGCUGGGAGGAUUCCCUGUCAAAUUUCUUGUGCAGGUGACACGGUUAUCCAAAAUCCUCAUGAUUAAAAAAGAACACAUAAAGCAUUUAAAGGAGAUGAACACUGAAGCUGAAAAACUGAAGUCCUACUCUGUGCAGAUUGGGCUGGACUUUCAAAGGAGGUAUGCUACCACUGUACUGGACCUGGAACAGCUCAAUAAAGACCUGAACAAAGUCCUGCAUGAGGUCCAGCAGUUCUGCUAUGAGCUGGCCCCGGAUCAAGGCAUGCAGCCUGCCGACCAGCCCAGUGAGCUGCGGCGGCGAUGUGAUGAUGAAGCCCAGGAUGUGGUGAGGGUGUCCAAUGCACUGCCCGAUGGGGAGCAGCGCGUCCAGAACCCGGGCCUCACCCAGCUCAUCUCUCGCCUCACUGCUCUCCUGUUGCAGAUCAGGUGCUUGGCAGAAGGAGGUGACCUGAAUUCAUUUGAAUUUAAAUCACUGACUGACUCUCUGAAUGACAUAAAGAGUUCAAUAGACAGUUCGAACCUAAGUUGUUUCCAGGACAAUGUGGAGAUCCAUGUAGCACACAUCCAGAGUGGCCUGAGUCAGCUCGGAAACCUCCAUGCUUUCUCUGCCAACAACACGAACAGAACGUGACUGAUGUGGAUACCAUUUAAAACCCUUUUCCCAAACACGGACUCAAAGCCAGCUUCCCUCCCACAGCAAGCUUUUUGUGUGUAUAUUCUCUUGUGUUUCUGGAAGUAAAUUUAAAUGUUCACUAAAAAUGUUGACUAAAACUGAACCCUACAGCAGAGCAAGGCUCGGAGCCAUUUUGUCUAAGCUGUCUUGAACAAAAUGUACGAGUAGGCAGACAUGCUAGAACAGUGGCCCAGCCAUUAUUUCAAAGUACAUUAUUUCUACUUUGUGAAUUAAAAACUAACCAGUUUAUUUAUCAGUCAGCGUGUUGAAUUCUGGCUGCAGUUUUUAAGCACAUUCGUCUAGGUUAAUCUUACCAUUAUGGAUGUGUCUUUAUUAUUAUGGCUGGUUCCUAUUGCCAAAUUACUCUUCCCAGGUUCGGUUAUUUAUUUCUUCUGUUGAAGCUGAAAACGGGAAUUUGAGUUGAAACUUGUACAGUUUGGAGUGUCCCUUACAGGUGUUGUCAAUUUUGAAAAUGUAUAUUGUAUAUAACUGUACAGUUUACUUGCGUUAUUGAUGCUUUGGCCAUAUGUGGCAGUGUAGAAUUUUCUAACUACUUUUAAGUAUUUUUGUAAAGAAAUACUUUGAUUUAUAAAGGUCAAAGGAUAGAGUAGUAAACGGUUGUGUGGAUGGCACCCAUCAGACUGUUCACUCUCGACUGUUGGAUAACCACAUCUGAAGAAUGUUUGCCAAUACAUCACCAGUGUAUAUUCAUUUAUGUGUUUAUGGAUUUUGCUUUUAGGUAAUUGCACCAGUUUUAAUUUAACUGGUAACUGUAAACAGCAAAUGUAUAUACAUUUUGUUAAUUUCUAUUAAAUAUCAAAUGCAAGA